AAUUAUCGAUUCCAUAGAAAAUGUGCGACUGGCACAAUUCGAGUGGGCAAAGGCUGUGCUCAUAACGAGUCAGAGAUGUGUGUGCCCUGAACCACCCAGCCAGCCACCCAGCCACCCAAGCAACCAACCCACCCACCCACCGUGCAAGAAAUUGUCCCAACAUGGAGCUGGAUUGGGGUACGGAAUCGGCAGCACGUCUGCCCAGCCUCGUGGACACUGAUCCGGCCAGCAAUUGGUCCACGCUGGCGAACUUCACGCGCCUCUUCAAUGCCGCCCCGGAGCUGGUCAACACGCUGCUGGAGCCCACGCCGGUGGCCGCCUUUGCCGCCAUGACGAACAGCUCCUCGCUGGCGCACACCGACAGCCUGCACGACGCAGGUGGCGCACCGAUGGCCGAACAGCUGCCGGAGCACAUGAUGGACCAUGCACCACAGCUGUCGCGCUCCGGGCUGCUCAAGGUCUAUGUGCUGGCCGUGAUGGCGCUCUUCUCGCUGCUGGGCAAUCUGCUGACCAUUUGGAAUAUCUACAAGACGCGCAUCUCUCGCCGCAACUCGCGGCACACGUGGAGCGCCAUCUACUCGCUGAUGUUUCACCUCUCGAUAGCCGAUGUGCUCGUCACGUGGUUCUGCAUUAUCGGAGAGGCCGCCUGGUGCUACACGGUGCAGUGGCUGGCCAAUGAGCUCACCUGCAAGCUGGUGAAGCUCUUCCAAAUGUUUAGCCUCUACCUUUCGACCUAUGUCCUGGUGCUGAUUGGCGUGGACCGCUGGAUUGCUGUCAAGUAUCCAAUGAAGUCGCUGAACAUGGCCAAGCGUUGCCAUCGCCUGCUCGGUGGCACCUACAUACUCUCGCUGGUGCUCAGCCUGCCACAGUUCUUCAUCUUCCAUGUGGCACGUGGCCCCUUUGUGGAGGAGUUCUAUCAGUGUGUGACCCACGGCUUCUACACGGCGGACUGGCAGGAGCAAAUGUAUGCCACCUUCACGCUGGUCUUCACAUUCCUGCUGCCACUUUGCAUACUCUUCGGCACAUACAUGUCCACUUUUCGCACCAUUUCAAGCAGCGAGAAGAUGUUUCAGGGCUCCAAGUUGGCCAACUAUUCCACGAACAAGUUGCCCACUCAGACGAAUCGACAGCGACUCAUACACAAGGCCAAGAUGAAGUCACUGCGGAUAUCCGUGGUGAUCAUCAUAGCGUUCCUCAUCUGCUGGACUCCCUACUAUGUGAUGAUGAUUAUGUUCAUGUUUCUGAAUCCCGACAAGAGGCUGGGCGAUGAUCUGCAGGAUGCCAUUUUCUUCUUUGGCAUGUCCAACAGCCUUGUCAACCCGCUCAUCUAUGGCGCCUUCCAUCUGUGUCCCGGCAAAGGCAGCAAGUCCAGUGUGGGUGGCAACAAUAAUGCCUACAGCUUGAACAGAGGCGACUCGCAGCGCACGCCCUCGAUGCUGACAGCCGUGACGCAAGUGGAUGGCACCGGCGGCAGCUCACGGCAGAUGCGUGCCUUUCGGCAGCAGAGCUACUACCGCAGCACGAGCAACAGUGCAGCAGCAGCGCCACCCUUCAAGGAGCAAGUGGGUCUGCUGCAUGUGGGUCCCGGCUCGAACGGCGCUGCUGCUGGCCCUGGCCCUGGCCCUGGCUCUGGCUCUGUGUGUGGCAGCAAUAGCGCCACACCGCAACUGAUGCGUAAAGGCUCCUCCGUGCGCAGUCCACAUCCACAUUUGGCCAUUCUCGUGCGGCAUCCCAGCUGCCUGCGGGAACAGGAACAGCAGCGACUGCUGCUGCAGACAGCGACGACAACCACAAUCCCCUCCAGCGUGGUGCUCAACUAUGACGGGCAGCGUGGCGGUGUGGGCGUGGGCGUGGGACUGGGACUGGGCAUGGCCAGUGCGCUGCUGGACAAUAAUGAGCGUGUGUCGAGCGUGUGAGAGCAGCUGGCGAUGGCGGUGGAGAAUGCGGCAACAGCAGAUGGGCCAGAGGAUGCGUGCACCUGCUGCCAUUGCCUGAGCAGGGAGCUGGUGCGGCGGCAGCAAGAACUGCCACAGAUACCAGUGCAGUGAGUGAUGUCAAGGGAGCUUAGAGUAAGGGAGUCAGAGAGUGAGAGUGAGAGUGAGCGAGUAAGAGUCAAGUUGAAUUUACUUAGAAGGUGGCGUUAUUCGCUAACUUAUUCACCACGCUCUGCUGGAUCACAGCUGUGGUGAAGGCCAGUGAAGACAGCCACCUUGUAGGUAAAUUCACCCUGGUAAGAGCAUUAGGUAAGAGCAUAAAGUAAGAGCAAGAGUGAGAGAGUGAGAGAGUGAGAGCAAAAGCUUAGAGUAAGAGUGAGUGAGCGAGAGUGCACACCUGGAACAGGAUGAGCCGUGUCUGUAUGUGCAUGUGUGUGUGUGUGUGUGUCAGCUGUGCGCAUCGAUGAUCAGAUCAUCCAUCGUGUGGCUGGUUAGUUAAUACAAACUGAGAGUUAAGUCUUCAAAGCACACAAAGGGUGUGCUUAGCGUAGCGUGUGUUUCGUUUCGUUUCGUUUCGUUUGUUUUUUUAUUCCUAGUUCGUAACAGUGGCACGUGCAGCUUCUGCAGCGACAAGUAUUUUAAUUAGCAACUAAUCCCUUUGCCAUGCAGCCAACGUUGCUGCUCUUUGCAGUCAAUCACUUUGCUUGCUUCGAUUUCCCUCCCCUCAGUUGCUAGUUCAGGGUAAAACAGGGUAAUAACUAUCUACUUAAUACAAAUUUUAACCAUGAAUGUGCAUUUUCUUGGGAGACACGUUUUGAGCUCCCAACUAGUUACCCCCAAAAAUAGCCAUAGCAAAAGGAAAACAAAAACCAAACUACAAACAAAAAUAUCCUUUAGGCAGCGCCUUUUUUGUGUAUUUAUUUGAAGACAAUAAAAUUCGAAGUGCGGAAAUAAGUGUACUAAGUGUUUACCCUUUUCUGAAACUGUUUGCCCCACAACUCAGUGGGAGAUUGCACCAUAACUUCCCCACCUAUUCCCGCAUCCUUUAUGUGUGUGUGUGCGUGUGUGUGUGCGUGUGUGUGUGUACUGUACUUAUGUAUAAAUAAUCUGUGUCAAAUUUGUAUAGUUUAUUUUUAAUAAAAACCGAAUGAUCCUUCCGAGA
Molecule: messenger RNA, 3096 nt
Organism: Drosophila guanche
Lineage: Eukaryota; Metazoa; Arthropoda; Insecta; Diptera; Drosophilidae
Product: gonadotropin-releasing hormone receptor
Exons: 5
Coding region: 162-1916 (584 amino acids)
Biological process (GO): neuropeptide signaling pathway
Cellular component (GO): membrane
Molecular function (GO): corazonin receptor activity
Source: RefSeq, a predicted model, not a curated record